Messenger RNA from Castor canadensis (American beaver), 1330 nucleotides. The record is from RefSeq and is a predicted model, not a curated record. NCBI's taxonomy places the organism in Eukaryota, Metazoa, Chordata, Mammalia, Rodentia, Castoridae.
GGCUUUUAUCCUAGCUCUACUUCCUGCGCUUUCGCAGACACGCGCGUCGUAGGCCCGGGCCUGGGGCGGCUCUGACCUGAAGGCCCAGCUGCAUGGAGGGUCCGCCGGAGGGGAAGGUGCCCGCGGCGGCGGUGGCCGCCGUGCUGAAGCACAGCUCGGCGUUGCCGCCCGAGAGCGCCCAGGUCCGGGGCUACGACUUUAACCGCGGCGUGGAUUACCGCGCACUCCUGGAGGCCUUCGGCACUACCGGCUUCCAAGCAACCAAUUUCGGCCGUGCGGUGCAGCAAGUGAAUGCCAUGAUCGAGAAGAAGCUGGAGCCCCUGGCGCAGGACGAAGACCAGCACGCAGACCUAACUCAGAGCCGCCGCCCGCUCACUGGCUGCACCAUUUUUCUGGGCUAUACAUCCAACCUCAUCAGUUCAGGCCUGCGAGAGACCAUUCGCUACCUGGUGCAGCACAACAUGGUGGGGCCCCCACGAGGUGUGGACGUAUUGGUGACUACGGCUGGCGGUGUGGAGGAGGAUCUCAUCAAGUGCCUGGCACCCACAUACCUGGGCGAGUUUAGCCUCAGGGGGAAGGAGCUCCGGGAGAACGGGAUCAACAGGAUUGGGAACCUGCUGGUGCCCAAUGACAAUUACUGCAAGUUUGAGGACUGGCUGAUGCCCAUUCUGGAUCAGAUGGUGUUGGAGCAGAACACAGAGGGUGUGAAGUGGACACCUUCCAAGAUGAUUGCCCGGCUUGGCAAGGAGAUCAACCACCCGGAGUCGGUGUAUUACUGGGCUCAGAAGAACCACAUCCCUGUGCUGAGCCCUGCACUCACCGAUGGCUCGCUGGGUGACAUGAUCUUCUUCCAUUCCUACAAGAACCCAGGACUGGUCUUGGACAUUGUUGAAGACCUGAGGCUCAUCAACACACAGGCCAUUUUUGCCAAGCGCUCUGGGAUGAUCAUCCUGGGUGGAGGCGUGGUCAAACACCACAUCGCCAAUGCCAACCUCAUGCGGAAUGGGGCUGACUAUGCUGUCUACAUCAACACAGCACAGGAGUUUGAUGGCUCUGAUUCAGGUGCACGGCCAGAUGAGGCUGUCUCUUGGGGCAAGAUCCGGAUGGAUGCACAGCCAGUCAAGGUCUAUGCUGAUGCCUCCCUGGUCUUCCCCCUGCUCGUGGCUGAAACCUUUGCCAAGAAGGCAGACGCCUUUAUACCUGAGAAGAACGAUGACUGAGAAGAAAGAACAAGGCCUGUGGAGGCUUGCCCGCCCCUGUAUUUAUUAAUCGAUGCAGCAACCCUUGGUCAUCACCAUCUCUGGAAUAAAUGGGCUGCUGGUCCUAAGUC